This is a messenger RNA of Plutella xylostella (diamondback moth), 1097 nucleotides long. Its product is annotated as alpha-ketoglutarate-dependent dioxygenase alkB homolog 4. Gene Ontology annotation, biological process: demethylation. Gene Ontology annotation, molecular function: demethylase activity; oxidoreductase activity. NCBI's taxonomy places the organism in Eukaryota, Metazoa, Arthropoda, Insecta, Lepidoptera, Plutellidae. The record is from RefSeq and is a predicted model, not a curated record.
GAGAAUGAGAACUGUCAGAAAUGCGUGAGAUUGCUGUUGUAAUGUUGUUGGCUUUUUAAGUUAUUUAAAAUAAAACCGUGGUAUUUAUUUACACAGCGACGCCAUGACUAUACCAAGACCGUGCGGCUGCAAAGGCUGUAGAACUUGUCUUAUUUGUGAAACGCAAUUUGGUGCCGAAAAGUUAAAGUUACAGUUAACACUCGACCAAACAAAAGGUUAUGUUUACUGCCCGCUCUGCAACAAAGCAUGGGAAGGCUGGGACGUGGACUUGUACAAACAACAUCCGCACCACACCGGCAAGUCCAUAGACUACCCAGGUGUAUUCAUUUUACUUAAUUUUCUGAGCGAAAACGAGGAAUCAGAAUUGAUGAAAAAUUUGGAUGAAAUCCCGUGGGAUAUAUCACAAAGCGGAAGAAGAAAACAGAACUUUGGCCCGAAAACUAAUUUCAAGAAGCGGAAGAUAGUACCUGGCAAGUUUGAUGGGUUUCCCGCGUGCACUAAAUUCAUUCAGGACAGGUUUGAGGGUAUUGACAUCCUGAAAGGUUAUGAAACAAUUGAGCAGUGCUCCCUCGAGUAUGAUCCUAGUAAAGGAGCCUCCAUAGAUCCUCACAUUGAUGACUGCUGGAUCUGGGGCGAGCGCAUUGUCACUGUCAACUGCCUGUCAGACUCUGUACUCACUAUGACCACAUAUUCGGGGGAUAUAUCCAAGUACAAUCUUCAAGAUGCCGCCGAGUACUGCCCUGUAGUGUUGACUGAUGGCAGUAUUAAUACUGAGUACAAAAGUAUGGACAAGAGUGCAUUGCAGAUAUGUGAACCGGUGUCUAAGCCUGAUGUCAUUGUUAGAAUACCAAUGCCAAGGCAAUCACUUCUCGUCAUUUACGGUGAGCCAAGAUACCACUGGGAGCAUUGUGUCCUGAGAGAAGACAUCACAUCAAGGAGAGUCUGCAUUGCCUAUCGAGAAUUCACUCCUCCAUACAUGACCAAUGGACGCCAUGAAGAAAUAGGCCGCACUGUACGAGACUUGGGCAAAAACUUUUGGGACCACACAACUAAGUACAAUCAGGCAUAAGUGAAAGAAUAAAGUAUGUACAUUUGUA